UUUUCCACCUUAAGAAACUAAAAAAGACAGCAAGCUGCCACGCCGACGCCGACCCCAUUCUGCACGUCAGCCCGCCCGCGCCCACCAUGGCCACAGUUCAGCAGCUGGAAGGAAGAUGGCGCCUGGUGGAUAGCAAAGGCUUUGAUGAAUACAUGAAGGAGCUAGGAGUGGGAAUAGCUUUGCGAAAAAUGGGCGCAAUGGCCAAGCCAGACUGUAUCAUCACUUGUGAUGGCAAAAACCUCACCAUAAAAACUGAGAGCACUUUGAAAACAACACAGUUUUCUUGUACCCUGGGAGAGAAAUUUGAAGAAACCACAGCUGAUGGCAGAAAAACUCAGACUGUCUGCAGCUUUACAGAUGGUGCAUUGGUUCAGCAUCAGGAGUGGGAUGGGAAGGAAAGCACAAUAACAAGAAAAUUGAAAGAUGGGAAAUUAGUGGUGGACUGUGUCAUGAACAAUGUCACCUGUACUCGGAUCUAUGAAAAAGUAGAAUAAAAAUUCCAUCAUCACUUUGGACAGGAAUUAAC
Macaca mulatta (Rhesus monkey) is the source of this 526-nucleotide messenger RNA. RefSeq names its product fatty acid-binding protein 5. Gene Ontology annotation, molecular function: lipid binding. NCBI's taxonomy places the organism in Eukaryota, Metazoa, Chordata, Mammalia, Primates, Cercopithecidae. The record is from RefSeq and is a predicted model, not a curated record.